CCCAAGUAUGUUCUUGUUAAUUGUUUGCUUACUCAAUAAUCUUCGCCAUCACACCCACCUCUCUCAACCAAUUUACGCCCCCCCUUUUUUUUUUUCUUUAUUUUCUUCUGCGGGAAUCCUCGGUGGGUUUGAUGUGAUCCUUUUUAAACUAUUUUGCCUCGAGUAUGAAAAGAUCAUCACCUUCAAAAUGCGUUGUUGUUAAUCAUGGGGUUCAGAGGGAGAUAGAGUGGGAGCUCAGACCCGGUGGCAUGCUUGUGCAGAAGAGAAAUGCCGGGAAUGCAUCUGCUGGCCCCAUGAUCAAGAUUAAGGUCUCCCAUGGCUCUUAUCACCAUGAAAUCACCGUCCCCGCUCAAUCAACUUUUGGGGAAUUAAAGAGGGUUCUUGCCAAUGAGACUGGUUUGGAGCCCAAGGAACAGAGAUUGUUAUUUAGAGGCAAAGAAAAGGAUGAUGAAGAAUUUUUGCACAUGGUGGGCGUUAAAGAUAUGUCAAAAGUGAUACUAUUACAAGACCCAGCAAGCAAAGAGAGAAAGCUUGAGGAAAUGAGGAGAAAGCAGAGUAUAAUGAAAGCCUAUGAGGCAGUUGCCAAAGUCAGAGCUGAGGUUGAUAAGUUGACAGAGAAGGUUAUUGCAUUGGAAGCAACUGUUUGUCGUGGAACGAAGGUUGCAGAUAAAGAAUUUGUUAUCUUGGCGGAAUUUUUUAUGGUCCAGUUGCUUAAGUUGGAUACCAUUGAGGCUGAUGGAGAAGCCAAAGUGCAGAGGCGAAUUGAGGUUCGCCGAAUCCAGAGUUUUGUGGACAGACUUGACAAUUUGAAGGCAAGAAACUCUAAUCCCUUCAGCAGCAACAACAAUGCAGUCUCAGUAACAACCAAGUGGACAACCUUCGAGUCUGGUGUCGAAAGCCUACGUGCUUCGUUACAUUCUUCUACCAGAAUAACCCAGGACUGGGUUAUGUUUGAUUAAAACUAGAAGCUUCAUUUAUAAGUUUUGUACAUGCUCCAAAUGGUUUGUGUGGAAUUAUAUUUUUAUAGGACAUGAAAGUAAUUAGAUAAUAGAGGAGAGGAAAGUAGAAAUGAACCAAAAUAGUUCUUGGUGAUUGCUUCUUAAGACUUUUGAUGAUGCUGUUGUUUCGGGAGAUCUUCUUACCCUUCAAAUGCUAUUUAAUCCAAGUCAUAAAUAGGAGCA
Molecule: messenger RNA, 1181 nt
Organism: Carica papaya (papaya)
Lineage: Eukaryota; Viridiplantae; Streptophyta; Magnoliopsida; Brassicales; Caricaceae
Product: BAG family molecular chaperone regulator 4-like
Biological process (GO): protein stabilization
Cellular component (GO): cytoplasm
Molecular function (GO): protein-folding chaperone binding; adenyl-nucleotide exchange factor activity
Source: RefSeq, a predicted model, not a curated record